UGAUAAUUUCCCUCCACUAUUCAAAUCAGACACCACGAUGGAUGAAAAGAUUGAUUGAUUGAUUGAUUCAUUGAUUGAUUAAUCAGACGACUUAUAUCAUAAUAAAUAUUUCCUCUAACUUGAUUCCUUGACUUAGUUGAAGUAGGGAUCUUUGGACUUGACCAAUUCAAAAGUAAUUACAUAAUGAAGUUUGGUAAGAGUUUUUUAACUCAUCAAAUUCCUGAAUGGUCUAUUUAUUAUAUGCAAUAUAAACAUUUAAAGAAGAUUAUUAAAAAUAUUGAUCAAGUUUUUGAAGAUUUUCAAGAUAAUGAUGAAAAUAUCGAUAAGAAUAUUUCUGAUUUAAUUAGUCAAAUUUUAUCAUCAUUCUUUUAUGAAUUAGAUCGAGAUGUUGAAAGAGUUCAUGAAUUUUAUAGUGUUAAAUUCAGUGAAUAUUCAAGAAGAUUAGAAAAUAUUAUUCAAGUAUUAGGAUAUGAUGAAAAAUCCAAAAUUAUUAAUCAUCAACUUGAAUCUAAUGAUGAACUUGAAGAAGUUUUAUCAAUCUUACAAGAAUUAAAAUCUGCUUUUAGAAAUUUAAAAUGGUUUGGUGAAUUAAAUCAUAAAGGAUUUAUUAAAAUUUUAAAGAAAUUAGAUAAAAAAUUAACUUCAUUAAUUAAUGAUCAUAUUAAUAAUUCUAAUAUUUCUGAUGAAAAAUCUCUGUUAUUUGAAUUAUCAAAUAAUAAUAAAGAAACUUAUUUAUCUACUAGAGUUAAUGCUUUACCAUUUGCUAAUGAAUCAGAUUUAAUUAAUCGUUUAGAUACUAUUAAUGCAUUACUUAAUCAAUUGGGUGAAUCCAAUAAUGAUAAUUUAGAAGAUGAUUUCAAUAAUCAAAAUGAAUCAUCAAUAACUAGAAAUACUUCAAGAAAUUUUAGAUUUCUUAGUAUUGGUAAUAGAAGGAGACCAUCAUUUGAUCAAAAUUUCCUUGAUAAUUAUUAUGAUUUAAUUAUUGAUGAUCAAUCAAGUUCAUUAAUUAUUGAAUUAAAAAACAUUAUUGAUAAGCUUUCAUUAAAAUUUCUUAUAUCAUUAUUGAAUAAAGCUGUAAGUAAUAAUUCAACUGGUUGUAUUGAUGGAUUAUUUGAAUUUAUGACGGAUUAUAUAAAGAUUAAUCCUCAACAAUAUGAAACUUUUCUUUAUGAUCCUUCCGAUAUUAGUGGUAGAAAUUUCUUUCAUCAACAUAUAAUUAGUCUUGGUAAAAAUCAAUUAAUUAAAGAUCAACAAGAUACAAUUCCUGAUAAUGAAUCAGAUGAUGAAAAGAUUAAUAGUAAUUUUGAUGGAUUAAGUUAUGUUCUUCAUAAAAUUGAUUCAUUAAAUUCUCCAAUUUUGAAACAUGUACUUGUAGCUAAAGAUAAUUAUCUGAGAACUCCAUUACAUUAUUCUGCUCAAUAUGGUUUAAAAGUAAUUACAAAUAUAAUUUUAACAUAUUUAGCUAAUUGGGAUUUACUUGAUACUAAAGUAUCUAUUGAUAAUAUAGAUGUUUGGGGAGAUCAAGAAGGUUUAACUCCAUUACAUUUAUCAAUUAUUGGUAAACAUCCAAAGACAACUGAAAAUCUUAUUAUAUUUAAUAAUAAUAAUACUCUUACUUGUCAAAGUUUACUUUUAUUAUCUGUUAGAUUAAAUUCACCUCAAAUCUUAAAUUCUUUAUUAUUACAAGGUAAGAUUAAUGUUAAUUAUACUGAUUUAAUUCAUAAUCAUGAAACUGCUUUAUAUAUUGCUUGUAAAUUAAAUUAUAUUGAUUUAAUUGAAUUUUUAUUAAAACAUGGAGCAGAUCCUGAAAUUAGUGAUGCAUUAUUUGGUUGGACUCCAAUAUUUAUUGCUGCUAGUGAAGGGUAUGAACAAGCAGUUAAAUUAUUAAUUGAAUAUGGUGCUAAUUAUCAAAAUGUCGAUGGAUCUGGUUGGUUACCAAUGGAGCAUGCAUGUUUAAGAGGCCAUUUAUCAAUUACUGAUUUAUUAAAACCAAAUGAUGAUAAAUUAUUAUUAUAUGAUGUUUAUCAUCCAGAAAAUAAUAUCCCUAGACAAGUUAUUCCUUCAACUCCUACUUUAAUUGCUUCUGAACCAGUCUUAAGUACUGAUAAAUUACCUGAAUCUUCUAAACAUAUUACUAUGAAUGAUAUUUAUAAACAAUUGAAACAAACUGGUUCUUCAUCAUCUAUUCCAAGAUCAAAAUCUCCCAAUAGUAGAAGAAAAAAAUCAGUUAAACCUAUAAAAUCUUUUGGUCAUAGAUAUUUACAACCAGAUGAAUCAAUGAUCUUAAUUACUUUAGGUACUACUGAUUUAAGAGAUAAUGAAAUUCCAAUUGAUAUUAAUAAGAUUACAUCUUCAUUAUCCAAAUCUUUUGUAACUGAAUUAGAUACAGCAUUAUCAUUAUCAAUAUCUUGUCAUCAUAAAUCAACCAAUAAAUUAGUUGAACCACCAGUUAUUAUUGAUUUACCAUUAGAAGAUCAACAUGGAAGUGCAACUGAUCCUAUCACAUUUACACUUAGUAAUAAUUUAAAAGCUUCAGAUAUUGUAAUUACUUUUGAUUUAGUUCCAACUUAUCAAAGUAUUGAAUCCACUAAAAAAAAUGGAAGUGGGAAUGGGAAAAUUUUAGGUAGAGCUAUUGCAUUAUUAAAGGAUGCUUAUACUAGUGUAGGAAAUAAUUUCCGAUCAUUAAAUAAUAAUAUUACAGUUCCAAUCUUAGAAACUUCAACUUUAGAUCUUUUAGGUAGUAUUAGAUUUGAAUAUUUACAUGUUAAAUCAUUUCAACAUGAAUCUAUGAAAAUUACAAGAUCAGAUACUUAUUGGAAACAAUUAGUUAGUACUAGAGUUAUUGGUCAUAGAGGUUUAGGUAAAAAUGAAAGUGGACGUAAAUCUUUACAAUUAGGUGAAAAUACUGUUGAAUCAUUUGUUGCAGCUGCAUCAUUAGGAGCAUCAUAUGUUGAAUUUGAUGUUCAAUUAACUAAAGAUUCUAUACCUGUUGUAUAUCAUGAUUUCUUAGUAGCUGAAUCAGGAGUUGAUAUUCCAAUGCAUGCAUUAACUGCCGAACAAUUUCUUGGAUUAAGUGAAGAUGGUCAUAAUAAUAUAGAUCUUAAAGAUAGACAAAGUAAAGAUGAUGAAGUAUUAAGUAAACUGAGACCAAGAUCUAAAUCUUCUCAUCAAUUAUUUAAUUCUGGAUUUGAAAUGACUUCAACUUCAUCAUUAUCAUCAUCAAUUGAAUCUAAAAAUGAUGAACAUGAACAAGGUCAUUCACAAAAUACUCGUAGAAUGAAAUUAACAAGAACUUGGAAAGAAAAGAAUUUUAAAGGUAAUGCUAGAGGUUUAUCAGUAGCAUCAAAUUUUGUUACAUUAAAGGAAUUAUUUAAGAAAGUUCCAAAAACUGUUGGAUUUAAUAUGGAAUUAAAAUAUCCCAUGUUAGAUGAAGCUCAACAAGAAGGAAUGGAUGAAAUUGCUAUGGAUUUAAAUCAUUAUAUUGAUACUAUAUUACAAGUUGUAUAUGAUGAAAAUGUUGCAGGUAGAGAUAUUUUAUUUUCAUCAUUUCAUCCUGAUGUUUGUGCUUUAUUAUCAUUAAAACAACCAACUAUUCCAAUAUUAUUUUUAACUGAAUCAGGUACAGCUCCAAUGGCCGAUAUUAGAGCUUCAUCAUUACAAAAUGCUAUUAGAUUUGCCAAAAAAUGGAAUCUUUUAGGUAUUGUAUCAGCUGCUGGAGCAUUUGUUAAAACUCCAAGAUUAGCUCAAGUAGUUAAAUCUUCAGGUUUAGUAUGUGUAACUUAUGGUUCAGAAAAUAAUAAUCCUGAACUUGCAAAAGUUCAAAUGAAAGCUGGGGUAGAUGCUGUUAUUGUAGACAGUGUAUUAGCAGUUAGAGAAGGUUUACGAAAGGAUCAAUACAUCAAAGAUAUUGAUGAGCCUACAUCUAUUCUCGCUUAGUAUUUAGUGUCUAUUGCUCACAAAAAAAUUUUAGAUAGUUUACUAGUUACUCGUUGCACAUUGCUCGUUGCUCGUUUAUCGAUACUCGAUGCUCGGUGCUCGUUGCUCGUUACUCGUUAGUUUGUUUUGUUAU
This is a messenger RNA of Scheffersomyces amazonensis, 4069 nucleotides long. RefSeq names its product glycerophosphocholine phosphodiesterase (gene GDE1). NCBI's taxonomy places the organism in Eukaryota, Fungi, Ascomycota, Pichiomycetes, Serinales, Debaryomycetaceae. Bases 184 to 3936 code for a protein of 1250 amino acids. Gene Ontology annotation, molecular function: glycerophosphocholine phosphodiesterase activity; protein binding. The record is from RefSeq and is a predicted model, not a curated record. Gene Ontology annotation, biological process: glycerophospholipid catabolic process. The transcript has a single exon.